UCUCCUCCUCCUGCUCCUCUUUCUCCUCCUCUGUCUUCUUCUCCUCCUGCUCCUCCUCCCUCAGACGGGCAGAGCGAAGCGGGGGAGAAACCGUACGCGUGUGACGUGUGCGAGUACAGGACGUGCUCCCGCUACAUGCUGAAGACUCACAUGCGAACGCACAUGGGAGAGAAUCCGUACGCGUGCGAUACGUGCGGGUAUCGGUGCUCUCGGCUCAGUGGCUUACAGGCGCACGCACGCACGCACACGGGAGAGAAACCGUACGCGUGCGAUGUAUGCGAGUACAGGUGUUCGCGGCCGGCGCAUCUCCAGAGACACGCGCGCACGCACACGGGAGAGAAACCGUACGCCUGUGAUGUAUGCGAGUACAGCAGUUCUCAGCUGGGGAAUCUCCAGACCCACGCGCGCACGCACACGGGAGAGAAACCUUACGCGUGCGACAUAUGCGGCUCCGCCUACACCACUUCCAGCGACCUCAAGAAGCACUUUCUCACGCACACGGGCCAGAAACCGUACGCGUGCGACGCGUGCGAGUACAGGACUUGCUCCCGCUGCAGCCUGAGGUCUCACAUGCGAACGCACACGGGAGAGAAACCGUACGCGUGCGAUGUAUGCGAGUACAGGUGUUCACAGCCGGCAAGUCUCAAGAGACACGCGCGCACGCACACGCGUGAGAAACCGUACGCUUGCGACAUAUGCGGCUCCGCCUGCACCACCUCCAGCGAUCUCAAGAGGCACGCGCGCACGCACACGGGGCAGAAACCGUACACGUGUGACAUCUGCUCUUUCAGGUUCGUAUCCUCGAGCGCGCUCUCGAAACACAAGCGCACGCAGUCGCAUCGAAGAAAAGCCGUGUACAAUCAAUCGUGAGGGAUGUGAUGGACGGGUCUGCGGGUUAAACAGCUAAUUCGUCAGACGUUAAACGUGUGGAUACGGACGCACUCUCUCCAGUAGACUCCGGUGACGUACACUCAGGCUUGUAUGGGAGAAGAAAUCCUGAAAGGCGAUGUCCAUGCAAUCAGAAGUGAUGUGACUGACAUUCCACUAAUUAAACAGUUAAUCAGCCAGUUCGUAGUUACGCACUGGAGCCCGAUUACGUCAUCGGGUCAUAGGUCAUUUGUACAUAGCUGA
Molecule: messenger RNA, 1131 nt
Organism: Priapulus caudatus
Lineage: Eukaryota; Metazoa; Priapulida; Priapulimorpha; Priapulimorphida; Priapulidae
Product: zinc finger protein 239-like
Exons: 1
Coding region: 136-870 (244 amino acids)
Biological process (GO): regulation of transcription by RNA polymerase II
Molecular function (GO): RNA polymerase II cis-regulatory region sequence-specific DNA binding; DNA-binding transcription factor activity
Source: RefSeq, a predicted model, not a curated record